AUGGAGGACUCUCCUUGCUAUUUGCUGACUGUGAAAAUCAUACAGAUAAAAAAUCUACGAAAGGCAGAUUUAUUUAGCCAAUCAGAUUGCUAUGUAAGCUUAUUUCUGCCAACUGCUUCGUUUGAAAAGGUUCGGACCAAGACUAUUAAAGACUGUAAGAAUCCAAUGUGGAAUGAAACCUUCUACUUCAGGAUACAGAAUGAGGUCAAAAAUGUUUUGGAGCUGAGGGUUCAUGAUGAAGAUGACUGUAUCACAGAUGACCACCUCCUUACUGUUCUCUUUGAUGUUUAUAAAAUCCAACUUGGAGAAACUGUUUGCCUGACAUUUCCACUCAACCCACAAAUUCCAGAAAACCUGGAAGUAGAAUUUUGUCUGGAGAGCAUAUCUGAUUGUUAUCAAAUAAUAUAUAACGGUGUCUUAGUGUCUCGUGAAAUCUCCUGCUUGGAGGUGCAAGUGAAUGAGGAAAAGAUGGCAAACAAGGAAUUAGGAGGCAAGCUUUCAUUAAAGCUAUUGGAAGUUUCCUUUGAUAUUCCAAAGGCGGUUUUAGAGAAAGGAUUUUGUCAAGGCUGUGGCAGGCCAAACUCUCUAGAUGUGCGUUUGGGGUAUGACUUAUGUGUGGAUGAAGAAACAGUCAUACAGAAACGAAAGAAGAUUGCUGCAGUUGCACUGCAGAAAAUUCUCUACUUAAAGAGGGAUUUGCAGGAACAUGAGGUGCCUGUGGUGGCAGUCAUGACAACAGGGGGCGGUGCCAGGGCAUUUACAGCACUACAUGGUAACCUAUUUGGUCUUCAGAAAUUGGGUCUCUUAGAUUGCAUUUCAUAUAUCACUGGAUCUUCUGGCUCUACAUGGACCCUAUCAAAUCUCUACCAACAUGCUGACUGGUCACAACAAGACCUCACAGGAGCAAUUGCAGAGGCUCGCAAGAAUAUGACCAAAAGCAAGGUGGACCUCUUUUCUCUACACAACUUACAGGAAUACAGCAAUGCUUUGGAGCAGCGGCAAAAGCAAGGCUACAAAACAUGUAUUACAGAUCUUUGGGGACUACUUAUUGACAAAGCAUUAGGCAGUGGGAAAAGCAGCACACUUUCAGGGCAGAAGCAUGCUUUGAGUCACGGUCAGAACCCUCUGCCAAUAUACAUGGUUCUCAACACCAGAGACAAGUACAGCCUUCCAGAAUUUAAAGAAUGGAUGGAAUUCACUCCUUUUGAGGUUGGAUUACUAAAAUAUGGUGCGUAUAUUGAUUCUGAAGAUUUUGGAAGUCAAUUCUUUAUGGGUCGGAUGAUGAAGAAGGUUCCAGAAUCUGAAAUCUGUUUCAUGAAAGGUGUAUGGAGUAAUGUAUUUUCCUAUAACCUGCUGGAUUCCUGGCGUGCACUUGACACUUCAGAAGAAAGUUUUUGGCACAGGUAUACCCGUGACCGAGUAAAGGAUAUAGGUUCAGCUGAGCAAUGGAAUCUAGAUAAUGAGAACUUUUAUAUAUGGAAAGACACUGCACUUGACACUUUUCCAAACCAGUUGACAGCAACAUCAGAAUAUCUAACCCUUGUAGAUACUGCUGCAUUCUUAGACAUCAGCUACCCACCACUUUUGAGGCCUGAGAGAAAAGUGGAUGUCAUCAUACAUUUAAAUUAUUCUUCUGGAUCACAAACAACAACUUUAGAUGAAGCAUCCAGAUACUUCUCAAAGCGAGAUAUCCCUUUUCCUAAAGUGGAUCUGAGCCAUGUUAAGGAUGAAGAUUUGAAGGAGUGCUAUGUCUUUGAAGAUCCCAAGAACUCAAAAGCUCCUAUUGUGGUUUUCUUUCCUCUAAUAAAUGACACCUUCAAAAAAUACAAAGCACCAGGUGUAGAGCGCAGUGCCUCUGAAAUGAAGCAGGGCCAAGUUGAUGUGACCAGCCCACAUUCUCCAUAUGGCUUAGAAAACUUUGAAUACACAGAAGAGGAUUUUGACAAACUUGUGGGACUGACUAGCUAUAAUAUCCAGAAUAAUAAAUACUUGAUCCUCCAGGCUUUGUACAGGGCAAUAGAAAGAAAAGGACACCAGAAGAAAUAA
Molecule: messenger RNA, 2046 nt
Organism: Sceloporus undulatus (fence lizard)
Lineage: Eukaryota; Metazoa; Chordata; Lepidosauria; Squamata; Phrynosomatidae
Product: cytosolic phospholipase A2 epsilon-like
Exons: 18
Coding region: 1-2046 (681 amino acids)
Biological process (GO): glycerophospholipid catabolic process
Cellular component (GO): cytosol
Molecular function (GO): calcium ion binding; calcium-dependent phospholipid binding
Source: RefSeq, a predicted model, not a curated record